AUGGCUCAACAUCGUGAUUCAAAUGAUUUCGAAGAUGUUAGUAACAUAGAAACUCAAAUAGCAGUUAUUGAAGAUUCAGUUUCACUUCCGCCAGCACCUCCACCUUCAUCCCACGUUAAAAUCGACUUGAACACGACUUUUAGAUCACGUCCCAUUGGUAGUGCUGGUGCUAGAGUUGCCGACAAUAUUUCGACUCUUGCGCAAUUUUCUUUUAAGCAAGGAACCAACACCGACAAGUCUACGCAACAACCGUCACUUGUUGAAUCACAAAGGGACCGCCAAUUUGAGCCUCAGCAAAGGAAACAAACGACUAUUGGCGCUUCGUCCUUUACGCACUAUGAAUAUAAAUCGAGUUCUGUCCCGUCGCGAACUCCAAACUUAAGCAAUGCUUGGGAGUUUGCAGGGUGGGGUUCGACAUAUUAUUUUGAUCUUCCUCCAAAUAUGAUAGUUGAAGAUGAAACUUCAAACAGCCAUUUACUUGGUCAAUGGCGAGCUGUCAGCAUAUCAGGAAAUGAUCUUUUGGCCUCUGUCUUGUAUACCAUUGGAAUCACAACUGUAGUCUCGGGAAAAUAUGCUCCGUUAUGUUUCUUGAUUACUGCCUUUAUCCUUUACCCAUUUAAAAACAUUUUAAGUGAGGUUGGUACCGCGUUACCACUUAAUGGUGGCGCGUACAAUUGUCUACUUAAUACAUCGGCAAAGUGGGUCGCGUCUAUCGCUGCUACACUUUCAUUGUUAGAUUAUAUAGCCACCGCAGUUGUCAGUGGUGCAUCUGCAACCGCGUAUCUAUCUACUCAAGUCGAAAUCUCGAAUACGGUAACUUUCUGGUCGACAAUAGGAGUAUUGCUUGUAUUCGCGGGGAUUGUCUUGAUGGGGCUUCAAGAAUCUUCCACAAUAGCUUUUGUGAUAUUCAGUUUGCAUUGCUUAACGUUGACAUUACUCAUAAUAGUCAGUGUUGUUCGGUGGUGCAUUCAAGGGAAUGGUACAUUAAUCGAAAAUUGGAAAAAUCCUGGUUCGGGAAAUGCUGCGUUCGACAUAUUUAAAGGUGUCUGUGUGGGGUUAUUAGGUGCUACCGGAUUCGAAACCUCGAGUAAUUUUAUUGAAGAUCAAAAACCUGGCGUGUUUCCAAAAACCAUGCGCAAUAUGUGGCUGAUGGUAUUAUUUUUCAAUGUGUCCAUCUCGUUAUUGUCUACCGCCAUUCUACCAUUAUCAACCUUUUCUGAGUAUCCAAAUAGCUUAAUAUCAAUAAUGGGAGCUCAUGCCGGUGGUGAAUGGCUACGUACAGUAAUUGUUGUCGAUGCAGUGAUUGUAUUGUGUGCUGGAGUAUUAACAGGAUUCGUUGGAGUAACCGGACUGAUUGUGCGAAUGGCAUCUGAUCAGAUUCUACCGCAAUUUUUAUUAAUAAAAAAUCGCUUCACUGGCACUAAUCAUUGGAUAAUUCUAAGUUUUCUCAUUCUGUGUAUUACCUUGUUCGCGGUGGAAGGUGGCGAUGUCACAUCAUUAACUGGCGUGUUUUCCGUGUCCUUCCUGAGUGUACUAUGUAUGUUUGCGAUUGGAUGUAUUUUAUUAAAAUACAAACGUGGACGUUUAUAUCGACCUAUACAAACUUCUACCGGCAUUGUGAUCCUCGGAUUGGCAUGUGUGGUCAUCGCAUUAAUAGGAAACAUUAUUAUUGCACCGUCUAUUGUACAUGAUAAGAAUGAUCAAAAAACUCAAGAAACAACCAGUCGUAUUCUUUACGAACACGGAUGA
Ambispora leptoticha is the source of this 1749-nucleotide messenger RNA. NCBI's taxonomy places the organism in Eukaryota, Fungi, Glomeromycota, Glomeromycetes, Archaeosporales, Ambisporaceae. The record is from the annotation of a GenBank genome assembly.